Molecule: messenger RNA, 2873 nt
Organism: Zootermopsis nevadensis
Lineage: Eukaryota; Metazoa; Arthropoda; Insecta; Blattodea; Termopsidae
Gene: Ppt1
Product: Palmitoyl-protein thioesterase 1
Biological process (GO): receptor-mediated endocytosis; protein depalmitoylation
Cellular component (GO): lysosome
Molecular function (GO): palmitoyl-(protein) hydrolase activity
Source: RefSeq, a predicted model, not a curated record
CGUCAUAAUACCAUCCCAAGUGUGUCUUUGCACUUUAUUUUUUUCUUGCCAUCAUGUCCAGAUCAACUCUGGGGAUGGGGAAGUGUUUUUUUCUGGGAAUAAGUCUGUUUUGUGUGUGUGAAGCUGAUAUCUCAUUUUCAUCUGGUGCCAACGUCUGAAGUGCAUGGAGUGCUAUGUCUAGGCGCCUAUAUAUCUAAAUUGAGUGACAAGUAGGCACAUGUACUACUUACGCUUAAGCUUUUCACUGCUCCAUAGUAAUUUAAUUUUGUGUAUGUUUACAUGUACCAUAUCGUAAUUCGUAUUCUAAGUAGAUAUCUCUUAGUUAAAAAAUGCUGCUGGUUUAAAAAUGAGCUUUCCGAGUCUGGCCCAGAGUUGCAUAUGCAGAGAGUUUUUGUCCCACUCUCAUUUUCUAUAAUCAUACAAGGAAACAUUGUAUUGAACUAAAGUUAAUGCAUGCUGGUUAAUGAAUAAAGAAAUAAAAUUAAGUCAUAGCUGAAAUUAGAACAGAAAGCAGAAUAGUAUAACAAAUAAUUUUCUUUAUUUUACCAAUAAACUGAAAAUGAAGUAAUCAACUGUAAGAUAUUAAACCUAUGUGCGUUGUGUUUUAGCAUCCAAGAUGAUCCCCUCGUGGAAGCCCCAGCCAUUUUAAUAAAAAAUAAAUGCAGUAUAAAAUAAUGACUUGUACAUUGUAACUGUUUCAAUGCAGCAAAAAAUAUGGAGGUAAAUUACGUAACUUUCUUACCAACUGAGCUACCGUGUCUUCAUCUCUCAACUGUUUAUUAUUCGCUGAAAGAUAGAUGGCAAUAAUAUGUAUAGCCUUAGAUUCGUACAGAUUGUCCAUUGUCUUGUCAAGUAGACUGAAAAUUCACACUAUUGGAUAAUUAUGGACGUACGACUGUUCGUAGUUUUGUUUUUGUGGUACUUUAGUUAUGAUGCAUUAUGUACACCACCGCUACCAGUUGUCAUGUGGCAUGGAAUGGGUGAUUGUUGUUGUAAUCCCCUCAGCCUUGGCAGAAUAAAGACGAUAAUUGAAAACAAUGCACCUGGCAUUUAUGUGAAUUCAUUGAAAAUUGGAUCAUCAAUUGUGGAGGAUAUUGAGAAUGGAUUUUUCCUAAAUGCAAAUAAACAGGUGGAAGAAGUUUGUAAGCAAGUAGCUAAUGAUCCAGAGUUGAAGGAUGGAUAUAAUGCAUUGGGAUUCUCUCAGGGUGGACAGUUUUUACGUGCAGUUGCUCAGCGUUGCCCAUCACCACCUAUGUUGAAUCUCGUUACUUUUGGUGGCCAGCAUCAAGGGAUUUAUGGAUUACCGCACUGUGGAUAUCCAAAUAAGUGGUGUAAUUACAUUCGUGAACUACUUACAUACGGAGCUUAUUGGAGCUGGGUUCAGAAUGAUCUGGUUCAAGCAGAAUACUGGCACGACCCACUGAAUGAAGAAGAGUAUCGAAACCGCAGCGUCUUCCUUGCGGACGUAAAUAAUGAAAGAGUAAAAAACAAAACUUAUAUAAAAAAUCUGCUGAAACUGAAGAACUUCGUGAUGGUGAAAUUUAAUAACGAUACAAUUGUCGAGCCAGUAGAAACAGAAUGGUUUGGGUUUUACAGACCAGGGCAAAGUACUGAGGUGAUAACACUUCAGGACAGUGAACUGUAUGUUGAGGAUCGUCUUGGACUGCGACAAAUGGACAAACUUGGCAAACUCAGGUUCUUGGCUGUGGAUGGAAAUCAUCUCCAGUUUAGUGAAGAUUGGUUUGUCGAGAAUAUCGUGGAUAAGUAUCUUAAAUGAGUUAACGUUUAAGGUUAAGAUUUGUUUGUCACAUAUCGAACAACAGGGAAGAAUAGCGUAAUACUUCAUACGUUUUAUAAUCUUGACUUGACUUUUAUUUAUUUAAAAAUACUUUUAGUGGUUAGUCUCUCUAGUGCUUUGGGGUUUGCAUUUUGAUGAGACUGGGUCAUGUUUUAGAUCGUGCCAUUGGUUGGGCUGUAACCACAUAACACAAAAUUUGUGAAUCGGCAGUCUCACUUUUCGUGCGCAAAUGAUCCGAGCGGUUUGUCACGGAAAGAGAACUUCAAAAACUUUGCUGUAGCGCGAGAGAGGAACGACGCAACUCAGAUGAUGACCACUAGGAGCGCGACUGCUGGCAUGGCAGUAAGGUGGUGACUCCGAAAAAGAAGAAGGGAGAGAGAGAGAGAGAGCGUCUUUUGUGUUCGAUUCCAUUCCACAGAGUCUGCGGCCACUGCUUGGUGGGGUUUUUGGAGGAGUUCCAUAAAAACGUGUGAAUUUAGUUCACUUUUGCAGCUUGAGUCACCAUUUUACUGCCUUGUUAAAUAAUUGUGCUCGUAGUAACUAUACUUAAAGUAACGUCAUUUCUCUUUAAUGCCACAAACAAUUUUUUGAAGGUCUUCUUUGGAAUAGAGUUUAGUGGGUUAAUUUUUUUAUACUCGUUAGUUGUUUUGAAAUUGCGCGGAUCAUUUUUUUUUCUCUGUACACUGAAAAGAAACAGAUUCAGGCGUUCUGUAUAACUUACGAAAUGUGUUUACCAGGCCACAGUCUUAAUCUGCCUUGUGUUAAAUGUUUAUUGUGCCACAUGCCAAAGAAAGGGUUUUGUUCUUUUGUACCAAAGAGCAUUUAUUUGUAUAUAAAUUGAUUUUAAAAUAUGUGUUGCGCAUUGAUUGUGUUAUUCUGGGUUUGUCUUCUUCUAGUAUCAGCUCCGUAGUCUGAUAUUGGUUGGUCAUUCUGGUUUAUAUAGAUGAAAAAAGUGCACUUAGUGGAAGAAUGUCUGAUGGAUAUUUUGAAAUUCAGAUGAAUAAUUGAACAAUUAACAUGUAGAUCACUUGAUGAAAGUUUUAGUGAUGAAAUUAUAAAAAUCUGUUGAAAAGUC